GGCCGCGCCGCACGAUGUGGGUGCCGCUACUGGCGUGCCUCACCGCGGGGAUCGUCUCCGUGCCCAAGUGCCAGCGCGGCCCCGGGGCCCUCCUCGGGGCGGCCCGGCUGCUGGCGGCCGUGCCGGGACUCUGCCAGCGCCCGGAAAACAGAUGUGCCACUUCAAAUGCAGUAACAUGUACAAAGUGUCUUGCUUUGGGUCCAGAGUGUGGAUGGUGUGCUCAAGAGGAUUUCAUGGCCGAUGCAACACAGAAGGGACGCUGUGACACUGUUUCCAACUUAAUGAAAAGAGGCUGCCAAUCAGAUUUUGUAGAAAAUCCCACAGUUCGUGUAACAAUACCCAGCGAUCAAGAAACAAAUACACAAGUGACACCAGGAAAAGUUUCAGUCCAACUGCGUCCAGGAAGUGAAGCAAACUUUAUAUUAAAAGUUCAUCCUCUGGAGAAGUAUCCUGUGGACCUUUACUAUUUAGUUGAUGUCUCAGCUUCUAUGCACAACAAUAUAGAGAAACUAAAUUCUGUUGGAUUUGCUUUAUCUAAAAAGAUGGCGAAUAUUUCUCUUGAUUUUCGACUUGGAUUUGGAUCCUAUGUGGAUAAAACUGUGUCACCCUAUAUUAGCAUUCACCCAGGUAGAAUCCAUAACCAAUGCAGUGAUUAUAAUUUAGAUUGUAUGCCACCUCAUGGUUAUAUUCACGUUCUAUCCCUGACUGACAAUAUAGCAGAAUUCAGAAAUGCAGUGAAUAAACAAAAAAUUUCUGGGAAUAUUGAUACACCUGAAGGGGGGUUUGAUGCGAUGCUCCAAGCAGCUGUGUGCCAGAGCCACAUUGGGUGGCGCAAAGAAGCCAAGCGACUACUUCUUGUGAUGACAGAUCAAACUUCCCACCUGGCCCUCGAUAGUAAAUUAGCGGGGAUCGUAAUUCCCCAUGAUGGAAACUGUCAUUUGAAAGAUAACGUGUACGUCAAAGCUACGAGUAUGGAGCAUCCAUCUCUUGGGCAGCUGUCUGAAAAAUUGAUUGACAAUAACAUCAAUGUUAUUUUUGCAGUUCAAGGAAGCCAGUUCCAUUGGUAUAAAGAUCUGUUACCUCUGUUGCCUGGUACUGUUGCAAGACAAAUAGAAUCACAAGCAGCAAAUCUCAAUGAUUUGGUGGUAGAAGCCUAUCAGAAACUAAUCUCUGAAGUGAAAAUCCAAGUGGAUAACCAGAUCCAGGAUCUUAAUUUCAAUAUCACUGCAAUCUGUCCUGAUGGAAGUAAAAAAACUGGCAUGGAAGGAUGUAAAAAUGUGGGAUAUAAUGAAGAAGUACUUUUCAAUGUAUCAGUUACAAUGAAAGGAUGUGACACAACUGGAGGAAGAAAAUAUGUGAUACUUAAGCCUAUCGGUUUCAAUGAAACCACCAUCAUUAAUGUACAGAAAAGCUGUGCCUGUCAGAGUGGAGAUGGUGCAAGGCAGAAAAGAGUGUGGGCUGAUGAAACUUUUCCUGAUAGCAAACAGCCCCAUUGCAGUGACAACGACUGUAGCUCUCAUGGAGAUACGGUUCCUUCUGAGAGGUGCAGGCGACACCCGGACCAGCCCAUCUGCAGUGGUCAAGGAAAUUGCAUAGAUGGAAAAUGUUUCUGCUACAAAAACAAGCUAGGCAAGGUGUAUGGCAAGUACUGCGAAAUGGAUGACUUUUCCUGCCCGUAUCACCAAGGAAACUUAUGUUCUGGUAAUGGUGAAUGUGAAGCUGGUAAAUGUAAAUGCUUUGCUGGCUGGGAAGGGGAUCGUUGCCAGUGUUCAUUACAAUCAGCAAAACAGUGCCUGAAUUCAAAGGGCCAGAUUUGUAGUGGAAGAGGAAAUUGUGUAUGUGGAAAGUGUGAGUGCACUGACCCAAGAAGCUUUGGCCGUUUGUGUGAAUAUUGCCCUGCUUGUAACAAAGCCUGCGAAGAAAACUGGAAUUGUGUUCAGUGCCAUCAUUCUAACAAUGCAUCUCAAGCUAAACUUGACCAGUGUAAAACCUCAUGUGCUUACCUGUUACAUUACAUUGACCAAACUUCAGAAUGUUUCUCUGGACGAAGCUACUUCAGAGUGUUUUCCAUAAUCUUUAUAGUUACAUUUCUGAUUGGGUUGCUUGUUGUACUUAUCAUCAGGCAGAUAAUUCUGCAGGGGAAUAGCAAUAAAGUUAAAUCUUCAGCUGAUUACAGAGUGUCUGCAACAAAGAAGGAUAAGAUGUUUUUGCCUACUGUUUGUACAAGAACAGUAACAUACAGACGAGACAAACCAGAGGAAAUAAAUAUCGACAUCAGCAAGUUACGAUUAAACGAAACUUUCAAGUGUGAAUUCUGAAGACUGUGUGUUUUCUGCAAAUUUCUAUUUUCAUCAUUCUCUACUUUUUAAAAGUUACCACUCUGUCAGAGUCUUGACUGUUGCUGUUUGUUUUCGUGUCAUGCAUUUUGUUGGAUACUGUAACAAAGUGACAUGUAAGCAUAUUCACAUAAUGUGACUAUGUCUGAACUAUAGCUGCUGUAUUUUUUUUUUUUUGAAAGAGGAAUGUGCGUUACUACUGUUCAGGAACGUUAGUGUUGAUGUAGCACUUUAAUGUAUUCUAAUUUAUUUAGUUCUGGCAUAGAAUGUAGAUAUGAACAGGUCUGACAAAGCACUGAUCUCGCUGUACAUGUAGCUAGUACUGAUAUGCUCUGUGGGAAUGGACAAAGCUGUGACUGAAAUAUUAACAUUGCUGUAUAUUAUAGCAAUAGGUGAAACUAUUCAAAUGCUCUUAAAUAGAGUAAAUGGUACUUUUAUAGUUCUCUCAGUUGACUAAAUUCCACUGAUUUGUCUGCUUUAGCCUCUUAGCUUUUCCUCGUUACUUAAUAAAAAUGACUGGAUUAAAUGAGUGCUUAGUUACUGGUGUGUGUGCAUAGUUGUGUGUGUAUACACACACGUACACACAGAUAAAUAUAUAUAUAUAUAUAGUUUUUUAUGCAUUAUUUCACUUAAAGAUAAUUUAUAUCUGAUAGAGAGAAUUUUUUAGCUUUUUUACUUGUUUCAACGUAAAAACUUUUAUAUGAAUUUUAAGAUAUUUGAAAAACUGAGUGGAUACAGAAAAUGAGAGUUCCUCUGUCCACCAGCGUCACCUACAUGGCAUCACUGCCAGCCUCACUUCGCCUUUGGAGUCAGCAGCAUCAACUCCACUGCAAUCAGAUAAACUGCACCAGAGAUGUGUUUGGUUUGCUAGCUACAUGUCAGUGUUUUGCCAAAUGAGGGCUUUGUUCUUUUUGUAUGUCAGACAUAAGUCUGAUUUUACACACGUCCUCUUUUUUCUAAGUAAAUUAGUUGGCGGGAUUAGUUUUCUUGAAUUCUUACUUAACCACUUCAAUUUUUGUGACUGUGCAUUGAGAAAUGUGUCCAGUGUGAUGUGAAAAAUAAUCUACAAUUUGAAAGAAGGUGAGGAAGACAGAAGUCAUUUUCUCAAGAGAACACAUUAAUUGACUUCAUAAAUGUACGAUCAGAUUCUGCCUUCAGAGAUGGGCAAAACUCUUCUAAACACAGUGGGACCAAUGUAAGCUUAUCUGAGAGCAGAAUUUGAGCUACAAGGUUGAACUGAAGCAUUUUCUUACCCUUGAAACUGGCUGUAGCAGUAGAAGACGUGUUAUGGCUGUAUGCUAAUUGGAGGAGUCAAAUAACCUUUACUUACCUUGUUACUUACCUUAUUUACUUUCCAAGACCCUAAGCAAUUCUGGUCAAUGUCUGUGAAAUGUGCAGUAAAAUCUUGCUGGC
Messenger RNA from Cygnus atratus (black swan), 3749 nucleotides. RefSeq names its product integrin subunit beta 8 (gene ITGB8). Gene Ontology annotation, molecular function: integrin binding. Gene Ontology annotation, cellular component: cell surface; integrin complex; focal adhesion. Lineage: Eukaryota; Metazoa; Chordata; Aves; Anseriformes; Anatidae. The transcript is spliced from 14 exons. The record is from RefSeq and is a predicted model, not a curated record. The coding region runs from base 15 to 2318 and encodes 767 amino acids. Gene Ontology annotation, biological process: cell adhesion mediated by integrin; cell migration; integrin-mediated signaling pathway.